This is a messenger RNA of Thlaspi arvense, 1335 nucleotides long. NCBI's taxonomy places the organism in Eukaryota, Viridiplantae, Streptophyta, Magnoliopsida, Brassicales, Brassicaceae. The record is from the annotation of a GenBank genome assembly.
UUACUAAAGAGAAACGACGUCGUAACACUAACAUUAUUCUUUUACGAAAAGCUGACGUUAGAGAGAUCUGGCAACUUCCUUUACCCAAAUCCGUUUGAAGCGAUGGAACACGUAUCUUUGCGGGAAGAAGAUGAUCUGUGGAAGCCUAUCGUGAUGAUGGAGGAAUACAAAGCGAAAUCGAAACUGAGUGAGAGCUUAACCUCUACAGUUUGGCUAGCGAAGCACAGGUUAACCGGAGAAGAAGCGGUGAUGAAGUGUUUCGAUCUCUCCAAGCUCAAUCGCAAUCUCCGAAGCUGUUUGGAUAGCGAGCUCGAUUUUCUAUCUUCCGUUCACCAUCCCAACAUCAUUCGUCUCCUCCAAGUUUUCCAAGAUGGGGAUUUACUGAUCAUGGUUCUGGAAUAUUGUGAUGGAGGAACUUUAUCAUCGUAUAUUCAGCGUCAUGGGAGAGUUGAAGAACAUAUCGCCAGGAGGUUUAUGAAGCAGAUUGGAGCUGGUUUGGAGAUUAUUCAUGAUAAUCACAUCAUCCACAGGGAUCUGAAACCCGAGAACAUUUUACUUGAUGGAUCAGGUGGUGAAUUGGUUUUGAAGAUUGCUGAUUUUAGCCUUUCAAGGAAACUACUUCCGGGAAAGCAUCUGGAGACAGUGUGUGGUUCUCCGUUUUACAUGGCUCCUGAAGUUCUUCAGUUUCAGAGAUACAAUGAAAAGGCGGAUAUGUGGAGUGUAGGAGCAAUCCUUUUCGAGCUUCUUCAAGGGUAUCCACCUUUUCGCGGUUUGAACAAUGUUCAGGUUCUAAGGAACAUCAAAUCUAGUACACAUCUUCCCUUCUCUGGGUUGAUUCUUCAGCAGUUGCAUCCAGAUUGCAUCGACGUUUGUUCAAGGUUGCUUUCGAUAAACCCAGACCCAAUAUUCGACCGAAUUAAGAAAAAGCCUCUUUCGCCGGAAAAUAAAAUGGCUCCGACAAAGAAAGGAAAGAAGGCUAAUUCAGCCGCAUCAACGACGGCGAAACCCGCCGCCGCUGUUACUUCGAGCUAUCCGUCGUGUCUGCGACUCCUUACACCUUCAUCCGUCGCCAUCACCAUCCACGCGAAGCCUGGUUCCAAAUCCGCCUCUAUCACCGAUGUGAGCGAGGAAGCGGUGGGUGUUCAGAUCGACGCUCCGGCCAGGGACGGUGAAGCUAACGCAGCUCUUCUAGAGUUCAUGAGCUCUGUUUUAGGGGUGAAGAGAAGACAAGUCUCAUUGGGUUCGGGAUCUAAGUCUCGAGAUAAAGUUGUGAUUGUUGAGGAUAUGACCCAACAAAACGUUUUUCAAGCUUUGUCCGAAGCAUCAAAACCUACC